Knipowitschia caucasica is the source of this 399-nucleotide messenger RNA. The record is from the annotation of a GenBank genome assembly. Lineage: Eukaryota; Metazoa; Chordata; Actinopteri; Gobiiformes; Gobiidae.
AUGUGUGGUGUUGGUGGUGUGGUUGUGUGUUAUUUUGUUGGGUUUUUUGCUGGUUGGUGGGUGGUGGUAGUUGGGUUUCUGUUGAUAGUGGGUUGGGAGUGUGUGGUGGUGUUGGGGGUGUGUCAUGUGUUUGUUUUUGGUUGGUUAUUUGGUGUUUGUGGUUGUGGAGUGUUGUGGGUUUGUGGUUUUGGGGUGUUGGUGGGUUUUGUUGCAGUUUGUUUUGCUCUUGUUUUGGGUUGUUUGUCGCAUGCUUUGAUUGUUGUGUGGUUGUUGUUUUUUGUGUUUGUGGUGUGGUGUGUGUUGGGGGGUCUAUGGGUUGUGGUCAGUGCAGAACUUACUCGUCUCCAGGUGUUUCCUCCGGCUACAGUGCAGCUGGACGCUCUGGGGUCUUUGUGCUAG